AAUUAUGUCAUUCAUAUGGAUUAAUUGUAGAUAUUUUUCUGCUACACAAAUAGAAGAUUGAACUGCCUAAACCGGUUUGUGUGGGAUCCAAACACUAGUGAAAUUAUACAUUCAUGCACGAUUUGUAAACAAGAACUAGCUAUAAAAAAAGAGGUAAUCUUGUGCAAAAUGAGAUAAAAAUUUUGAGAGCAGGUUAUGAUAAGUACGACACCUAGCAAAAUCCGCGUAAGAGACACAAUUCAAAAUCUCGCAAGGAAGGGUCACAGGACAGGUAGGCGAGGGAUUAUAAACUUAAAAGGUGACCAUCAUAUCCAGUAUCCCGUACUUAGUAUAUAUGCUAAAAUAUUAUCACAUUCCCAUAGAUACAUUAAUCAAAGUUCAUACACCCGAAAACCGGUUGACGUUCGGAAAAAGAUGCAAAGUUGUGGGAAAAAAGUGAGCCUCAACAAGAUAUUCUCGCAUCUCCCAGAAAAUCUUGUAGCGACCGAUAGUAUUAAAUGAAAUUGAAAUAU
Nicrophorus vespilloides is the source of this 512-nucleotide messenger RNA. RefSeq lists its product as uncharacterized. The coding region runs from base 196 to 501 and encodes 101 amino acids. The record is from RefSeq and is a predicted model, not a curated record. The transcript has 2 exons. NCBI's taxonomy places the organism in Eukaryota, Metazoa, Arthropoda, Insecta, Coleoptera, Silphidae.